Salvia miltiorrhiza (redroot sage) is the source of this 639-nucleotide messenger RNA. RefSeq lists its product as uncharacterized. Lineage: Eukaryota; Viridiplantae; Streptophyta; Magnoliopsida; Lamiales; Lamiaceae. The transcript has 2 exons. Bases 1 to 639 code for a protein of 212 amino acids. The record is from RefSeq and is a predicted model, not a curated record.
AUGCAAGAAUCCAAUGCCUUUCAAGCGGCGGGCACCAAUUUGAACCCCCGUUUUGCCGCCGUUGCCGAGCCCGAGCCCGACGUGGAGGAGAUUGCUUCUAUGCCGGCGGCAUCCAAACGUAGCAACUAUUAUCCGGCAGAAACGGUGCUAAUUUGCCGUUUGUAUUGCGAGCACACCCACGACUCUGUGGUGGGUGUCGAUCAAAAAGGGACGAAGUUUUGGGGCUCCCUCUGCGCCGAGUACAACGCUAAAAGGCCCGAAGGAUCUAUUUCACGCGACGUCACGCAAAUCAAAUCUCACUUUCAACGGGUGUCGAAGGAUACGAAGAGGUUUGAGGCCAUGCACAAAAAAUGCCAUGAUCAAUGGAAAUCAGGCAUGAGUGAUAUUCAAAUCCUGGAGCAAGCAGAGGCAAUGUGGCUAGCCGAGUACCGUGUUCCGUUCCGGUAUUCACAUGCAUGGAAGAUCUUGCGCGAGUCGAAGAAAUUUUCAAGUCUCGGCGGGGAUGUUCACUCCGAUGUCCAUUCGGACAAACGAUCAAAGGGGUCCGACGGUCAAGAGAGACAAGCGGAAAGAACUGAUCUUGGUGAUGAUCUCUUGCACUUUGUUGGUUGUCUGGUUGGCGCUCCAGUUGGCACAUGA